CCAGCUUUUUGUGUCUAUCUUCGCCAAAAGUAUGGACAGUUGUUGUGCGCUGACUCUAAACAGUGCUGUUUUCCCCCCGGGCUCACAAAAGUGCAACACGAAGCGGCAAAUCCAAGGAUGGAGCAGAAACGCCAAGUUAAACGAUCACUCCAAUUAGAAAAAGCGGAAGUAGAGGUAACACCACGUAAGAAGAAAUCCAAAGUCUCCAAGGAGAAAUUUUCUCCAGUUACUGGAACACAAUGUCUUAGCCCUUUUACUCCCAAGGACGAUCAUUUUAGGGCAAACUCCGAGUUAAAUGCAGAAAAGAGAAUGGUGACCACAAGAGGGCAGCUGAAUUCAGACCAAAUAGAAUUAGAUAUAUUAAGGUCAAAGGUGGAAAAGUCUGUCUUGGUUAUCCAGUCUAUCAGAGAGAAGCUGAGUGCUUUGAAGGCCUUGGAGAGCAAUAAAGAGCUUGGAUAUUUCAUUGGUGCCUGGAACAAUUCAGGGGACCUGGCCACUGAGCUCCAAAGAAACAGAGAACUCAUGGCACAAGUUGAAAGAAACAGCAAAACUGGUAAAGUUCAGGAGAACUGAAGUUGCCUCUGGACCACAGGCUCCCACAGGUGCAGAAUGUUGAAGUACAUCAGGAACAUCAAGAAGUGAAUGCAGGAAAACAGAGACACCAAGACAGGGAACAAGUGUGGCAGUUUUGAUGGAGGAUUCAGUGCAACACUUAUUAAACUAAGAGUAGCCAUGGCAAUCACUGAUACCCGGAACUGUAAGAAU
This is a messenger RNA of Amblyraja radiata (thorny skate), 765 nucleotides long. RefSeq names its product integrin subunit beta 3 binding protein (gene itgb3bp). The coding region runs from base 118 to 573 and encodes 151 amino acids. The transcript has 8 exons. Gene Ontology annotation, cellular component: nucleoplasm. The record is from RefSeq and is a predicted model, not a curated record. NCBI's taxonomy places the organism in Eukaryota, Metazoa, Chordata, Chondrichthyes, Rajiformes, Rajidae. Gene Ontology annotation, biological process: regulation of DNA-templated transcription; CENP-A containing chromatin assembly.